UAUAAUCCAAGCUAGAGAAUUUUUUUGCUAUCGGUCCUGUAGUUGAAAAAUUUUAUUGGCCUCUUGGGUGCAUUGUAAAGUUGAAGGGUGCUAAGUGCAUAAACAAAGAUAAGUUACAUUCAAUCAAUAACUACAUAAUAAAACGCACAACCACAACAAAGACUGUUCAAGCUUGCGCCAGUGACAUCUGAUACUACUUGUGCUUACAAAAUCACAGCUCUUGAGGCUUUUGACUCCUCUAAAAAUCUCAGAAUUACUUUUCCUGUAUUGUGACAUUGAUAAUUAUUUAAUUCAGAAUGGAAUUUACAAGAAUGAUGGAGUGGCCUGAGUUGUGUGGCGCUGCGGUUUGGCUGCGGCGUUCAGUCGACGAUGGCUUCGAAGGGCGAUCACAACAGUGAGGCAGCGCUACCCGUGCACCCGCUCCUUGGGGGGGACAGGCCCCGGGGGGGCGCUAGGCCCACCAUGGAGUCUGGCAAAACCUCAAACCGCAAUCUCUACAUCGCCUGCUGCAUUUGUAAUUUGGCAUCAUUUGCAGCGGGUAACGCCUUAACAUGGAGUUCCCCUACAAUAUCAAAGAUGAAAGAGAACAACGAGAUCCACAUAAGUCAAGAAUCUUGGUUGGGAUCAUUGAUCGCCCUGGGAGCGUCGCUGGGGCCUUUCGUCUCUGGAUUCUUGAUUGACAGGAUAGGAAGGAAGAAAACUCUUUACCUGAAUGCAGUAUUAAUCAUUUUAUCGUGGAUUCUGAUAGGAAUUGCAAUUAGCAGUUUUGAUAGUAUAUCAUUUGAACUGAUUUAUGUGGGCCGAGUGUUGGCCGGUGUAUCUGCAGGGUCUUGCUAUGCUUCUAUACCAAUGUACAUCGGAGAAAUCGCUGAGGACAGCGUCCGUGGUGCCGUAGGCUCUCUACUGGCAUUCUUCCUCUGCGGUGGUUUCCUGCUGGAAUACGUCGUAGGACCUUACGUCAGCUAUUUGGUGCUGAUCUUGGUGUCAUGUAUUGCACCAAUCGCCUUUCUAGUUUUGUUCUUCUUCAUGCCAGAAUCACCUUACUAUCUGAUCGCCCAAGGGCGAAAUGCUGAAGCUAUCAGAGCCUUGCAGUGGUUGAGAGGAGCCGAUGAUGCUUCAAUUGUGCAAAAAGAAGUCACUGAUAUGCAGAACUCUGUAAACGAGUCAGCAACGCAAAAAUCAGGAGCAAUCGAGCUGGUGAAAUCGAAAGGCAACUUUAAAGCACUUUACCUCAGUUGCGGCCUGGUUGCGUUUCAACAGUUCAGUGGAAUCAACGUGAUUCUGUUCUACAGCGAGCAAAUAUUCCACCUGACUGGGGCCGCUCUGUCUCCCGCCAUCUGCUCCAUUAUCAUUGGUGCAGUGCUGGUCAUAUCUGGUGGAAUCGCUCCUCCAGUCACCAGUAUUUUCGGAAUCAAAAUGAUGUUGAUUGUGUCAGGCGUUGGCAUGUUCUUAUCUGAGGCACUCCUUGGAGUAUACUUCUUUUUCAAAGAUAAGGGAGUUGAUGUUUCAUCAUUGUCAACAGCUCCCAUCAUUUUCAUGGUUGUCUACAUCGUAACAUACUGUCUAGGUUUCGGACCAUUGCCGUGGGCUGUGAUGGGGGAGAUGUUUCCACCUAACAUGAAAGCCAAAGCAUCUGCGAUUACAGCUUCGUUUUGUUGGAUUCUUGGCUUCAUCAUAACUUUGGGCUUCAAUUCGGUGGCUGCAUCACUUGGAAUGGCUUUUGCUUUCUGGAUUUUCUCAGGGUUCUGCGUGGUGGCGAUCCUGUUCACAGUGGUAUUAUUGCCCGACACUCGGGGUCUUUCCCUCCAAGAGAUUCAAGAUGUUCUGAACGGGAGACCUGUCAACAGGAAACUAUAGAACAUCAGAAUCUGGCCAUGUAUUUCAAUUAGACUUCAGCAUUUCACAGUCUACAAAUAACAUUUGAAAUUGAAUGUGUGAUUCACUUAUUAGACAUAAUAUGGUUCAAGUACUGAAUACGACUUUCAUAUCAAUGGUUUUUAUUAUAUUAUAUGUUAAAUGUUUUUCCAACAAUUCAUAUUUUUUAAUUGAACGUUCUUUAUUCCUUGAAGUUUUACAAGAAUACAUAAUUACUUUUGCAAUCAAUUCACAUUUUUUCAGUAAAACUGAGAUAAUUCUCAAUUCGUACCAAUAGAUUCUUUACUUCAUUCUCAUUAUCUUCAUUCACAUGAUUCCUAAUGGCUUUUAAAUCAUGUAUGAUAAUAUUCAUUUAGUUCUAGAUCCAGAAAUUUGUAACUAUUUUGUCAUUCUCAUAUAACCCAAAUAAUUAUGAAUGACACUUUUAUGAGAGAUUAUUAGGAUACGGUAUACAACAUUCAUAAUCGUGUUCUAUUCCUCAAUCUUUCAUUGACUGCUAUAACUAACUUAUAAAUGUGUAUGAUAUUGUAAAUAAUAAGCUAUUAUUGUAUAGAACUGGCUGUAGAUAAUGUUUCAUAAUUAAGUAUUAGGUAUUGUAGCCUAUCCAACUAAUCAUUUAAUGUAUAUUAGUUCAUGCAAUUGUAUGUUAUAUUUUAACUCUCUAUUUUAUUCAUUUAGAAAAGUUAAUUUUAAUCUUCAUUCUUUUAAGGCUUUCUCGAGAUAGUAACGCUUCAGAUAUAUAAGCUUUUGAACAAAACAAGAAUCGUAGUGUAGAUUUUAGAAGAUAGAACAAUAUUAAUUUUACUAAAACUUAUAGAGGUUGUUCAAAAAUUUGCUCUCUGAGUAGUGCCAUUAUAUGCUUCUACCAUCUGUUGAUUCAUUUUACAUUUGCUGCAGACGUUUUCCAAAUUUAAAAUACCUGAAUAAAGUUUAUGAAUAAUUGACUUCAUUAUCAUUAUUAUUGUUUUUUACAGUUUUUUCUCAUACAUUGAAUAAUGGUACUUCAUCAUAAUAUUAUAAGAUUAUUAGGUACUAGUAAUUUUCAAGACAUUUUUGUUCAAAAAUUAAUUGAACAUGAUGAGUUAUUUCUUAUUCUUAUUUAUUCUCAAGAAGUUAUCAUAUACUACUUCACAUGAAAUCAUAGCUUGAAGAAUGAAAUUUCAUCAAUUUUAUUAGUUAUGAUUAUUACACUUAUUUAUAGCUGUUAUUAUAAUAAUUCAUUUGUUAGUUUUGGUUAUAAAAAUAUAAUUGAACAUCUAUUUAAAAAU
Messenger RNA from Nilaparvata lugens (brown planthopper), 3143 nucleotides. RefSeq names its product facilitated trehalose transporter Tret1. Bases 370 to 1857 code for a protein of 495 amino acids. Gene Ontology annotation, cellular component: membrane. Gene Ontology annotation, molecular function: sugar transmembrane transporter activity. Lineage: Eukaryota; Metazoa; Arthropoda; Insecta; Hemiptera; Delphacidae. Gene Ontology annotation, biological process: carbohydrate transport; transmembrane transport. The transcript has 9 exons. The record is from RefSeq and is a predicted model, not a curated record.